Messenger RNA from Aureobasidium pullulans EXF-150, 1552 nucleotides. Its product is annotated as methionine aminopeptidase 2-like protein. Gene Ontology annotation, biological process: proteolysis. NCBI's taxonomy places the organism in Eukaryota, Fungi, Ascomycota, Dothideomycetes, Dothideales, Saccotheciaceae. The transcript has 5 exons. Bases 1 to 1380 code for a protein of 459 amino acids. Gene Ontology annotation, molecular function: metalloaminopeptidase activity. The record is from RefSeq and is a predicted model, not a curated record.
AUGGGUUCCAAGACACCAGAAGAACACCAGCAGGGUCCUGACGGUAUGCGAUCCUCGGCUGGCGCAAUCGCCGACAUCAAUCCUCCCAAGACAGCAGCAGCUACAGGACUUGUUUCUGGUGUGCUCGAAGGGCAAGACGAAGACGGCGAGGAUGCGGAAGAUGACAACACCCAAUGUGACAUGAAGACCGAAAACAGCAAGAACAAGAAAAAGAGGAAGAAUAACAAGAAGACAAAGAAGGACGCUAGUGGGCAGCAGACAACCCCACCCAGGGUCGCACUUGCCAAUGUCUUUCCUGACAACAAGUAUCCUGAGGGCGAAGUCAUCGAGUACGCAGUCAACGAUGACAAUCUCAAGCGUACCACGUCCGCAGAACUGCGCCAUCAAGAUGCCAUCAGGAACAUGGAUGGAGACUUCCUGCGUGACUAUCGCAAAGCCGCUGAGAUACAUCGUCAAGUCCGUCAAUACGUGCAGACCAUCGCCAAACCAGGUGUGACGAUGAGCAAGCUCGCCGAUGAGAUUGAAGAAGGCGUCCGAGCAUUGACUGGUCACCAAGGUCUCGAGGCCGGAGACGCUCUCAAAGCUGGCAUGGGCUUCCCGACUGGACUUUGUCUCAACAACGUUGGUGCUCAUUGGACUCCCAACCCCGGAGCCAAGGAUGUCGUACUUGAGUAUGACGAUGUCCUGAAAGUGGACUUCGGAGUUCAUGUCAAUGGCAGAAUUGUCGACAGUGCUUUCACUGUGGCUUCUAACCCUGUCUAUGACAACCUUCUUGCUGCCGUAAAGGCAGCCACCAACACUGGACUCAAGGAAGCCGGCAUCGACGCUCGUAUCGACCACAUCAGCGAGAUUGUCCAGGAAGUUAUGGAGAGCUACGAGGUCGAGAUCAAUGGUAAAACGAUUCCUGUCAAAGCAGUCGAAAACAUCACCGGCCACAACAUUCUGCGCUACAAAAUCCAUGGCGAUAAGCAAGUUCCCUUCGUCAAAACUGAAACCGAUCAACGCAUGGAAGAAGGCGACAUCUUCGCCAUCGAAACCUUCGGCACAACCGGAAAUGGCUAUCUCACUGACGACAUCGGUGUCUAUGGCUACGGUCGUAAUGAGCAUGUUCGUCCCAGCGGUCUGCAGUAUGCAUCUGCCAAAUCACUUCUCAAGACCAUCGACGAGAAUUUCGGAUCUCUGGUCUUCUCUCGUCGUUAUCUCGAGAGACUGGGUGUGAAGAACUACCAUCUUGGUAUGAAAUCGCUCAUUGCUAGUGGCGUUGUGGAGGAUUAUGCACCUCUGGUCGAUAUUCCUGGUUCUUAUAUCGCCCAGUUUGAGCAUACGGUCUUGCUCAGGCCCAACUGCAAGGAAGUCAUCUCUCGUGGAGACGACUACUAGGGAGCACUCGUCUGAUCGAUUUCUGAAUUACUGAUUAUGUUUCCUUUGUCCCUCCGUGCAAACUUUCAACAACUACGGAACAUCAGUUAACCACGCAUCUCAACAUGCCUCGCUUACUGCAUAUAUAUAACACCGACCAAUUACACUCGUUUACACUGCGAUCUGCUAUCUC